This is a messenger RNA of Formica exsecta, 2172 nucleotides long. It is a transcript of the gene Fpgs1, whose product is annotated as folylpolyglutamate synthase, mitochondrial-like. Gene Ontology annotation, cellular component: cytoplasm; cytosol; mitochondrion. Lineage: Eukaryota; Metazoa; Arthropoda; Insecta; Hymenoptera; Formicidae. Bases 603 to 2138 code for a protein of 511 amino acids. The record is from RefSeq and is a predicted model, not a curated record. Gene Ontology annotation, biological process: tetrahydrofolylpolyglutamate biosynthetic process. The transcript has 3 exons. Gene Ontology annotation, molecular function: tetrahydrofolylpolyglutamate synthase activity; ATP binding.
ACGUGUUAUGUGUUUUGUAGCGGGAAGAAAUAAUUGUUAUCGCGCGCGCGUAUUAAAAUUAAAUUAACGAUUUGUUUGAGAAAUAGCGCAUUUAAUAUGCAUCCCAAUGUGUGCUUGUUCUACUAUAAUUCUUUAGAAUCAUUUUUAUAUUUCAACUUUUACACAGUAAUCGAACGUCGAAAUGAACUGAAUGUUAUUGAACUAAAAACGAACAAUAAAGCAAGAAGCAUGGAAAUAGGUGGAAGAGUGAAUCUACAAGUUUUUUUGCAUAAUGACAAACAAGUUUAAGGCCUUUCGUGGAAUUUAUAUAUGCGGAAUUAUUUUGCAAAUUCCUUCACGAUAUUCCAACGUGAUUCUCCUGCCGAGUCGACUUAAUCAAGUAUUGCUUUACAUUGUUUUGACAGGUGACACUUGAAAUAUAUAUAUCGUUCGAACGCGUAGAAUAUUCGAAGAUCGCCUCCAAAAUUUAUACUGCGCAUUUAUAUGCAAUCCUUCGCGAUUGUGUGGCUUGCACUUUGACAUGCACAGAACGAUAGAUAAAAAAGAAGAGCUCGUCCCCUCUCUUAUCGGUUUUUCCAUGAUUACGAAAUUAUUGGAUUCCGAUGUUUAUUCUGCUGAGGAAAAUGACGCACAAUGGAUUUUUGGUCCGUUCUACCCAUACUGGUGGAUCUUACGAGGAAGCUAUAAAAGUGUUAUACACUUUACAAAGUAAUGCUGCAUACUUACAAUCUGUUGUUAAGCAUGAUGUGAAUAAUCCUAAGAAAAUGAAAGAAACAGAAAAAUAUUUACUCCGAUCUGGUAUCACUCUGGAGCAACUGGACAGAUUAUCUGUCAUACAUGUGGCUGGUACAAAGGGUAAGGGCACAACGUGCGCGUUUAUGGAAGCAAUUCUGCGGCAGUACGGUUUUAGCACGGGUUUCUUUAGUUCGCCGCACUUGGUCUCUGUGAGGGAGCGUAUCCGAUUAAAUGGCGAGCCGAUCAGCCAGUCGCAUUUUGCCCAUUACUUUUGGGACAUUUAUCGGCGCUUGGAGCAAAAACGUGAAUGCGAAUCUGACAUGCCAACGUACUUCAAAUUCCUGACGAUUCUCUCGUUUCACGUGUUUUUGGAAGCAAACAUCGACGUGGCGAUCCUUGAAGUUGGAAUUGGCGGCGAACUGGAUAGUACCAAUGUCGUGCGGAAUCCAGUCUGUGUAGGUAUUACUAGCUUGGGUCUCGAGCACACCUUGUUGCUAGGCAAUACCAUCGAAGAGAUCGCUUAUCAAAAGUCAGGGAUCUUUAAACCGCACGCUGCGGCCUUCACGGUCCUGCAACCGGAACUGGCGAUGCGCAUUCUACAGAAACGAGCCGCGGAAAGACGAUGCCGCGGCUUGCGAGUGGUUCCUGCAACUCAAACACGUGAAUGGAACGAUGUCUUCUCAUCGGUGGGUCUCAACAGUAUACAGCAACAGAAUGCUUCGCUGUCGAUCAGCAUGGCGCUCGAGUGGAUGAAAUCGCGAUGCGAUAAGCCGCCGUUGAUUGUAAACGAUACGAAAUACGUCACUGGUUUUCACGAUAAUUACCAAAACGAUAAGGUUGAUUUAUCUCAAAUCGUUUAUUUAAACAAAACCGCGGCCGCUUUGGCAAGCUGCAAAUGGCCGGGUCGCACGCAAAUCCUGAGAACCAGUGUGGCAGAUUUCUUUCUGGACGGCGCACAUACUGUCGAGAGUAUCGAUAAUUGCAUAUCAUGGUUCAAGAGAGUCAGUCGGAAAACCUCCACUAAAUUUCUAAUAUUUAACAUUACUGGCAACCGAGAUUCUCUACAAUUUUUAAAGUUGCUGAAAUCUCUGGAUUUCGACAAAACUUAUUUCACCCCAACUUGCGUUGGAGUGCCUAGCAUAGAGGAUAUGAAUUCAAUGCAUUAUGCACAAAAUAAAAUGGACGAGCAAAGAAAGAAAUGUGAGAAACACUGCGAAUUGUGGGGUGAAAAUUCGGUGCUAAAGAACAACGUCUCCGAAGUACUUGUUGACAUUAAAAGAUAUGCAUCAUUGAAGAUGACCAGGAACGAUAAAAUGGAAGUACUUGUAACGGGUUCUUUACAUUUGAUUGGCGCGGUAUUAACCAUUCUAGAUCCUAACUUAACAAUGAGCAGUGAUUUUUAAUGUGACAAAAUGCGAUUAAAAUUUUAUUUGUUAA